Messenger RNA from Trichoderma atroviride IMI 206040, 1649 nucleotides. The record is from RefSeq and is a predicted model, not a curated record. Lineage: Eukaryota; Fungi; Ascomycota; Sordariomycetes; Hypocreales; Hypocreaceae.
UUGUUCCGUCUCUCGUCACGCACAAAGUCGCGUAUCUCAGCAUCACCCGUUUUUUUCCCCAGAAUUUUUUUCUUUUAUUUUCCUUCUCCUCAUACCAAACCAACCAACCAGCCAAGCACCCUCACAAACAUUGCAAUUCAUCUCCCUCCCGUGGCAACUAGGUUCCACGACCCGAAUACCUCUGCACCCCCUUUUUCCGCAGUUCCCAAUCUCUUCUGUCGCAAGAAAAGCAAACAUACGGCCCCCGAUGGCGCGCACCAAGGAGGACGCCAAGGCGGCGAACAACGCAUCCACAGACAUCACCCACCAGGCCACCGAAGAUGCUGGCGUGAAGAAGACCCCGGGUCGCGGUCGCGGCCGGCCCAAGGGCGUAACCUCAAAAUCCCCCGCAAAGCCCUAUGUGCCCACCGGCAAGCCGCGAGGAAGGCCCAAGGGCAGCGGCAAGAAGGGAGCACAGGCAAGGGCAAAGGCGGCCAAGAAGGUGCUGCCGCCAUUGGCGCCGGGCGAGAAGCGUCGGGGCAGGCCGCGCAAGUCGGACGUUACGCAGACCCAGGACGACGACGACCAGGCAGCGACCGCAGAGUCCGAGGCCAAUGUUGAGGCUGAGGCCGAGGACGACGCUGCCAGUAAUCAGCCAGGCAUCGGUGGUAAGUCCAACCGUCGCCAACGCAAAAGCACAUAAAUCUCCAAAAUCAUCAAAGAGACGGACCACUCACGCGAUUCCCAAUUCUCCCUUGUAGACGUGGCAAGUGAUGCGCGCACCGGGGCCAGAUCGGCCCUCACGCCGCAGCAGUCUCCCGAAUACGAGGUCGGUCCUUCAUCAUCAUUCACAUCACCGGCGUGGCUCUCACGUAUCAAGAACAUGAUUGGCUGAUUCUGGUUGCAAUAUUCCUUCUUCUUCGUUACAGGAGGACCAGGUGGACUAUGACAAUGACGAUGAAUGAGGCCUCGGUUUGGAGCGCGAACUGAGCUGAGUCGGGCUCUUUGUAAUUUGGAUGGCUUUUUGUGCUUGUGUGUAUGUGCGUAUGACGAGGCCGAAAUAAAAAGAGGGCAUCCGCGAGGAGGAAGUGGUGAUAUUCUCAGGGCUGACAUACAAGAGAGAGAGAGAGAGCGAAGCGGUGAUGAGAUGAAGAACAACUUGGACCGGCGGGCGUUUUUUGGGAGCUCCGAAUUGUAUUAUUAAUGGAUUUGACGACGACCUUUGCUUUCAGCUGGAUGAGGAGGGAGGGCCCUGGCAUGAGGCGACGGGAUAUCUGCCAGCUACAUCUAUCUAUUCCAUCUGCAUGCAGAGCCUUAUCACGAGUAUCCAUCACAUAUGAAACUAACUUCUGUGCGCAACGAUGAUGAAAAUAACCAUCAAAUGGUUUAUAUUCUGUCUCUUUGUUUCUCUCUCUGCAUACUUUUGGACUUGCAUCUCUGAGGGAUUCAUGCAUCAUAUAUGAAUUACGUGUCGAAUGGAUACUGUCCAUACCUGCCUAUCCAUCAUCACAUCACUCCCUCUUCCACUCCUCAAACUCCCUCUCCAGAUGCUCCUUCAACUCCUUGAACCGAUUCCCAAAAUUCUUCCCGCACCGCCAGCAGACCAGAUCCCGCCUCAUGAACCCCUCUUCCCUCGAACCCCUCCUGAGAUCGGCGCCCUUGAGCGGAAA